Messenger RNA from Miniopterus natalensis, 5687 nucleotides. Lineage: Eukaryota; Metazoa; Chordata; Mammalia; Chiroptera; Miniopteridae. The record is from RefSeq and is a predicted model, not a curated record.
UACACACAUUUUUAAAAUAGCUAAAACAAUAUUGGCUUGUUUGAACAACUGCAUUUCCAAGAACAUACGAAUUUAUAACCUUUUCUCUAAAGGGUUUGAAGACAUGAUUCAGUCUUUUUAUACAAGCAGAAAGAAAUUUAUCAUUCUGUGGAUUUUGCUUUUGCUUUUAGUAUUUUAGCAACUAAAGUAUAUGCCUAAUUAAUUAUAAUGAUGAAGAUGAGCUGUCCAUUCACUAGGAUGAAGUUCUCAUUUUCAAAAGACCUGAGUUAUCUGGAUUAAUAAGGUGCUGCGGGGUCUGAGGAUUCACAGCAUUAGGUGGUUUAUAAAAAUUGGCGUAGUUCUGCGGAGCUUUUGAUUAUGGAACCAGUCAUAUUUCCUAUUUAUUGUCUUUGGACUUGGGUGAAGGGGAGAAAAAAAAGAAACUAUUGGCUUAGCGGGAAAGGGUGGGAGAUCCAUACGCCAGUCGAGUUUUUAUUUUGGGGAUUAAAAUUUUUCACUAUUCCUAUAGUGUUAACACCUGACACUUUGUCAGUGACUAUUUGAAAAGUUGCAGAUACAGACUUUCAGAUUAAUAUUUCUAAAUUUAAAGAUGUCUUAAUGUUGAUUUUGGUUUUUCUAGAGAGGAUCUGACGAACUACUCUCAGGUAGUGUUCUCAGUAGUCCAAACUCUAAUAUGAGCAGCAUGGUGGUUACAGCCAAUGGUAAUGACAGUAAAAAAUUCAAAGGAGAGGAUAAGAUGGAUGGUGCCCCUUCUCGUGUUCUUCAUAUUCGAAAACUCCCUGGUGAGGUGACAGAAACUGAAGUCAUUGCUUUAGGCUUACCUUUUGGGAAGGUGACCAACAUCCUUAUGCUGAAAGGAAAAAAUCAGGCAUUUUUGGAACUAGCAACAGAGGAAGCCGCUAUUACUAUGGUUAAUUACUAUUCUGCUGUGACACCCCAUCUUCGUAACCAGCCGAUUUACAUCCAGUACUCCAAUCACAAAGAACUGAAAACAGACAAUACAUUAAACCAACGUGCCCAGGCCGUCCUCCAAGCUGUGACAGCCGUGCAGACGGCAAACACUCCUCUCAGUGGCACCACUGUGAGUGAGAGUGCAGUGACCCCCGCCCAGAGCCCUGUGCUCAGAAUUAUCAUUGACAACAUGUACUACCCUGUGACCCUGGAUGUCCUUCACCAGAUAUUUACUAAGUUUGGUGCUGUAUUGAAGAUAAUCACAUUUACAAAAAAUAACCAGUUUCAAGCUCUCCUCCAAUAUGGCGAUCCAGUAAAUGCACAACAAGCAAAACUAGCCCUAGAUGGUCAGAAUAUUUAUAACGCUUGCUGUACUCUAAGGAUUGAUUUUUCGAAACUUGUGAAUUUGAAUGUAAAAUACAACAAUGACAAAAGUAGGGAUUAUACUCGACCUGACCUCCCCUCUGGGGAUGGACAGCCUGCAUUGGACCCAGCUAUCGCUGCAGCGUUUGCCAAGGAGACGUCCCUCCUAGGGCUUCCUGUUGCAGCUGUUCCAGGAGCUCUGAGUCCUCUGGCCAUUCCAAAUGCUGCGGCGGCUGCGGCUGCGGCUGCAGCGGGCCGCGUGGGGAUGCCCGGAGUCUCCGCCGGCGGCAACACAGUCCUGCUGGUUAGCAAUUUAAACGAGGAGAUGGUUACGCCCCAAAGUCUGUUUACCCUCUUCGGUGUUUAUGGCGACGUGCAGCGUGUGAAGAUUUUGUACAAUAAGAAAGACAGUGCUCUGAUCCAGAUGGCUGACGGCAACCAGUCACAACUGGCCAUGAACCAUCUUAAUGGACAGAAAAUGUAUGGAAAAAUUAUCCGUGUCACUCUGUCUAAACAUCAGACUGUGCAGCUACCUCGGGAGGGACUUGAUGACCAAGGUCUCACAAAAGAUUUUGGUAAUUCCCCAUUGCAUCGUUUUAAGAAACCUGGAUCCAAAAAUUUUCAGAACAUUUUUCCUCCGUCUGCAACCCUUCAUCUGUCCAAUAUCCCCCCUUCAGUUGCAGAAGAGGACCUGCGAACACUGUUUGCCAACACGGGGGGCACUGUGAAAGCAUUUAAGUUUUUUCAAAGAGAUCACAAAAUGGCCCUUCUGCAGAUGGCCACAGUGGAGGAGGCCAUCCAGGCCCUGAUCGACCUCCACAACUACAACCUGGGGGAGAACCACCACCUGAGAGUGUCCUUCUCCAAGUCCACGAUCUGAGGCGAUGGAGAGCGGAGGGGGUCGCAGUGUGGUGUCAUCACCUAGUGACUGUUCAGAAAAGUGGGGACCAGAGUUUGAUUUUUUUUGUUUUUUGUUUCCUUUUUUUCCUCAUGCUGUUACCAUUCCUUGGUUCUAAAACGAAAUGGCGUAUGUAAAGCAGGGCUACCAACUGCUGAAUUCCAUCUGUUCAUAGGAAGCCAUUUUUACUGUCGAAAAUUUCAGUUCCAUUUUCCUUUCCUUUUUCAGCUUAGUUGACAUACGUGCCUUAAAGGAAAAGUAGUGUUGCUGUUCUGCAUCUACUAGGAGGGGGCUUGUCUCGGGCACAUUGUUACGUGGGGUUACACUAGGGUUAGGCAGGGGUGUGUAAAAAGGUUAAGUUUUUGUUUCUCCUGCUUGGAACUUACUUUGAAUUACUGGCUUGUCACAUUUCUUUCUAGUUUAUCAAAUAAGAUACAGGAUAUUGAAAGAAUAAAGCAGCAUUUUUUAGUUUUACUACCUUAGGCUUUAUUGCUUUAAAAAAACAUUGGCCUUUUGUAUCUCACAAUUCUGGUCUAGAUUCAGUUAUGAAUGUAGGCAUUAGUUACAUUAACAAGAUGCAGAGUAUUAAUUUCUGUAAGUUUGAGCCCUACGUGGAAAGCAUUGUGGAACCUUAACCUUUUGUACACGCUCUUGUGGGACGCGUCAUAUAACUAACUGUCAGCACUAAGUACUGUCUUGUUUGUGGCUGAAUAUUUUUCGUAGAUGUUUUUGAAGUUGACAUGACUUAUGUGCAUUUAAAUAUAUAUUGCCAUCCUUAGUUUGUAAUUGAGACUUGGACUAUGGUUGUGGAUUUCUGAGCAUGUGAAGACUGGUCUAGCUAGUUCAGGAACCGGUGCAUGUAUUUUUCAAAGGUAAAGCAAGUGCACUGCAAACAUUUGCAGGAAGAUUAAUUUUGUGGCAGUUUUCUAAAACUGACAACCAGGUGGGACCAAAGUUUAUGUGCCUUUAGUCUUAAUUUACCUUGCAUUGUAAUAUUCAGUUUUAAUAAAUCUUCAAAAUAUUUUGUAUUUAGGAAUAGAUCUGACUUUAAUAAAAACAUGGCUCAGAAUCUACAGGUCAAAUUAAUUUGAACAGUUCUUGUCGAUCUGAAUUGUUGAUUCUGUUUAAAUGACCAAUACUUUUUUGAAAUUGAUGUACUUAGUUUCAAGAUUCAUAGAUUCUGUUAUCUAUGUAGACAGAAUGGUCAUGUAUAUUUUCUAUUAGUUGAGUUUUUACAUCUUUAGAAAUGUAAAAUUCAGUAUAGUUUGAAAGCGGCACAAUUAAAAAUUACUUUUCUAACAAAGUCGGGAGGUUUGAUGGUGGUCUACUUUCCUUGUGUGUACUCUGCUCACCUCUGUAGCAUGCUCAAUAAACACUCUGCAGCUCUGUACUCACCUCUGUCUCUCUCUGCCUCUCUCCUCUCUCCCUCACUGUGCUGCUGAUGUCCUGUUUACUCUGCCAGGGUGGGAAAGGAGCAGUGGUGCCCAGUCCAGGGCUUUAUUCCACAAAUAAACCGAGAUGCUGUGAAAACUCACUAGCGGGUUCUUCUUAAAAGAUGGUGACUGCUUCCCAGGAGAACACGGAAUUAACAUUUCCCACCCUGUUAUAAUCUGCUGCUUAAAGACCGACUGAUGGUAGCUGGUGUUGUCGUCUCCCGGUAGAUGAGUGCAGUGCAGCCCUCUCUGGCUGCCUGGCCGUGCUCUCUGGCAGUUUCCUCUUCCAUCCUUUCUGUCUGCUGAAGGUCUCCUACUCAGACAGCCCUCCUGAGCUUUAAUAGCACUCGAUGUUGGGAAGACAAGGCGACCUGUCCUCUACUUGUGCCUUGGGUGGGAUCUUCUCACCAAGAUACACAUUCAGGUAUUUGAAACUUAAUGGUAAUUUAUGAUUUCACCACUUUCACUUUUUAAAGGAUUCUGAUUAAGGUCCUAUUUGUAUUACUCAAAGUAUUUUAGGUCACAUUUUUCAAACAGGUGUAUUGGUGUCAGAUAACCUCAGAGUUAAACAUGUUUCUUAGGUUGGUUCUGUGAUAAAAUAACUCAAUGCAAAUGUGUGUAGGCGAGGAGAGAGAGGGACUUGGGGGGUGUUGGAGAGGACUGAACAGGAGAUGGUCUGAGUGUCUGGAUGGGGUGCGGGUGUAGAGGUUGCCCCUCUCUGUCCAGAUAGAUCGAGUGCUCACUGAGGGCUGGGGUCAAGUCGGGUUGGUUACGCUCCCAGAAGCCCAGAGGAAGAAAGGAAGAGAGGGACACUGUCACUGUGAGUGGGUGUCUGCGUUAGAACUUUUUCCCCUUUUCUAUUUUAGCUUCACAGAGUGUUUUUUUCUUUACUCAUACAUUCUCUGUUCAAUCCAGCACAGAGUACUUUGGAAUGUGACUUCUGAGGUGUAUAAUACUGUAGGGUUUUCACCAGAUGUACCAAAAAAGGCUUCGCACAUCAGCGCUCACUCUUCAGUGCUGUAAGUUAGUGUAGGUUCACCUGUGUGGACGGUUCCAUAGAGAAAUGACCCCCCCGGAGAAGUCACAGCUCUGCACUGACGCGCGUUCUGCAGGUGGGCGGAAUCUGUGUGGCUACUUGUUAAAACUUGACUCCUUUGUCUAUGCCACUUCUUAUUUUCCUCUCUGGGCUGGCCUUUUUCGCCUUUUUCCCCAGCUUCCUUCUCGUUCCACUAGAAUCCAAGAGUUAAAUAAGCAAUUUUUUAAGAUGCCCUCAUCAGGCAACGUGAAGCAGUGUCAUCGCCAAGCCAGGUGAGCCUUUGAGUGGGAAGAACCUGCAAGACCACGAACGCAGCUGAUGAAGAGCAACCGGAAAGCUGGCUCAUUCAUCAGGCUCUUUUCCUGUUCGGCAAUUACUUCAGAAUCUUUUUCUGUGGUCAGUUUGUCAUCUCUGUGCCGGUUCGUAACCUGUAUCUGUAGCUGCCGAGUCUGUGACCAGCACUUCAGCCCGUUAGCUUCUCCACACCUUGCAACCAGCGACAGGCGCAGGAACUGCCCUUCCCUCAGCUGUUCACUGACAGGUGCUCGUCGGCUUCAGUGAGCCGGUCAGUGAAACACCUGCGAGCGCUGCCGUGGGCUGCGACCCUGAGGUUUCCCCACGGUGUUAUAUUUUUAAAUAUUAAAAAAGGCACCAAAACAACAGUCAGUUGCAGACUUUCAGGUUUUCCACAUAAUCAUGACCUUGAGGGGUGCUGAACUGGAGCUUUGUGCGAAAUUCACAAGCAUGACCACGAUUUCAAGCAGCGCCGUCUCAGGGUCGCCUCAUUGCCGUAAGGAGGCUGCCAGAAGUCUCACUCCCGAGUUAAACCUCAGGAAACCUGUUCUGCGGGAGGAAAUCAGCGCCGAAACCCCGCUCUGACUCGGGGGCUCCGGUUUAUUCCUAGGACUCCUGAGGAUGCCUGUCAAUCACAGAAGUUUUAUUGCCUAUUAUAUUUACUUUUUAAUAUAAAUUUCAAUAAAGCAUUCUCUGAGGCUAAUGCUCUGUA